AUGAGCGAAUCUUCUGAAGAUGAAGAGGUGUUUGAAAGUUUAAUGGCUACAAGAACUCGGCGUUCUAAUGCCGGUUCAAGGCUAAAACAGUUGAUUGAGUUGGAAGAACAAGCAAAUGAAGCAUUAGGUUCAGCUAGUCAAUUUGCGACCGAGGAUGACGAGAAUGUCAAUUUGUUAUUCCAGGAAGACGGGGAAGAUCAAGAGUUUAUUGCAGAGGAGGAGAUGGAGGAGGAGGAGGAGGAGGAGGAGGGUGAAGAAGACAAAGAUGAAGCGACAAGAAAACGUAAACGGGAAACAGAUGAUAAUGAAGAGGAAGCGGGAGAAGGAGAAGGAGAAGGAGGAGAAGAAAUGGAAGAAGUGGAAGCAGACGAUGUUUUCUCAGACUCGGAUGAAGAUUCUUCUGAAUCUGAUGAAAGUGAGGGAGAGAGGGAGCUACAGAGGCAGGAAAAGAUAAAACGAAGGAAAAAGAAAACAUCCAUAGUCCCCAAGAUUAAAAAGAUAACUCAAGUGUCCUUGUCUUCGUCUUCAUCGUCAUUACCGGUAAAGAAAAAAAGGAAAACCCCGUUGGUAACAUCAGAAUCCCUUCUUUUAGAAACACGACGGUCCUCCUCUAGAUCAUCUGCCGUUGAAAGUAAGCAAGCAUUGAUUGAUAGAUUGAAAGCAAGUGAACGGAGAAAGGAAAAAUACGUUCAUGUGGAACGCAAAAAGGAAAGAGAGUUAACUCAAGAGGAAAGGUUAACACAAGCCGUUGAAACCGAAAAGGAAAAUAUAGAAUCGUUAAACAGAUUUAAGGAGCAAGAGAUUGUUAAAAAGGAGAGGCAGAGACUUUCGCUAUUGUCAAAACGAGUCAAAUUACAGAAUGUCAUUAGAUUUACAAGUCGUGAGGCGUUUAUCACAGCGAAGGAAGAAGUGGCCGAGGCAAGGCGGCAGUUUGAAAUGUAUAUGAAGAAAAGAAAAAGAAUAGAUAAAAGAAAGAAAGCGUCUAAUGGCGAAAAGGAAGCUUUUCCUAUUGUAGCCCCGUUUUCCAUAGAUUACUCGUCGCCAUACCAGAAAGCCUUGGCUUUAGAAAAACAAAAAAACUUGGAAAAACAAGCUGAUAUUUUGGACAAUAUGAAUAUUGCUUUAAUGGAGAAAUUGAUUGCAUCUUGCAGUGAAGAAAAAGCACUGUUAGACUCGUCGCUUGUAGAUACAAAUGCUGAAAAAAUAGAGGUCAACGGUGCUGUCGAAGUGAAGAUGGAAGAAAAGACUUGCUCUGAAGAAACUAAAGAGGGCGAGAAUGACGUUGAAAUCAAGUUAAACAAAGUGGAAGGAGAGAUUCGAAUUGUAUCAGAUGAAGUGGGAGAGAAGGAGCAUGAGACUGAGACUGAAGUGGGAGAGAAUAGGAGUGAGGCUGAGACUGAAGUGGACAAAGUGGGAGAGAAGGAGAAGGAAGCUGAAACUGAAGUGGACAAAGUGGGAGAGACUGACGCUGAAACUGAAGUGGACGAAGUGGGAGAGACUGACGCUGAAACUGAAGUGGACAAAGUGGGAGAGACUGAGGCUGAAACUGAAGUGGACAAAGUAGAAGAGAAUGACGGUGAAACUGAAGUGGACAAAGUAGAAGAGAAUGACGCUGAAACUGAAGUAGACAAAGUAGGAGAGCAUGGAAAUUCCAAAGCGACACAACUUGAACUGUUGUCUGAAUCCGAAGACCAUGGAAAUAAUGGGUUGAAGAAGAAAACUGAAAAUGAAGAGGCUUUAGAAGCAAAUAAUCAAUCCCCCGUCCCUGCAAGUGCAACCUCUAAAAGUCAAAUAGCUGACGAAAAAGAGCUUAGCCCUGCUCGCAACAUUGAAUCAGAAAUAACUGUCAAAAAGGAGCCAGGAAUUGAUAGCACUCAAGAAGAUAACACUUCACCAGCCCAUACCGAUGCUACUUUAUUAGAGGGAUCUUUGUCGCCAAAUCAACCGCAGGCUGAGCGCAAACGGGUGAAAUUUGCAGAUGACCUAACUGGAGUUGAGUCAACGGAUCCUACUCCUCAACCAGAAUUUGCAGUUUUGGACAAAAAUACAGAAGAAACCUCGGGUUAUGUGGAGAUCUUUGAAGGUCCUGUUCAAAAGGUAGCACGUAAUAUGGUAUGCCUUUUAGAUUUCAACGAAGAUAAAAAAGACUUGAGAUUGAACCCACAAAACAUAAAGGCCAUUCUUUUUGGCAAACAAUCAUUACUACCUGCAUCACGAAGAUUUAAUGACGUAAAGACGAUUUUAAGAAUUGGCAAAAGGAAAAAUCCAUAUGCAUCAGCUUCAAAGGAUGAAGAAAAGCUAUUUAGACCAGUUUCUGAAAUCACCAAAGACAGCCCGUUAUUUGAUGAGUUGAAGAAAUUACCGCGAUUAGGUGUUCAACAAGAUAUUAUUGAAAUUACUAAUGACACAAAAGAGAAAGAAUCUAGUGAGGUCAUUAUCAAAACCGAAGCUCCAACAGGAUUGUAUCUUCCGAAUGGUAAUAAGAAGGCAUGUAUGAUUUCUGGUACAGAAGUGAAAUAUUUUGACCCGUCAACGGGUAUCCCCUACAGCUCUGUCGAUGCCUACAAGACCUUGAAAUUGAUUGAACAAGGAUAUGCACAAUGGUUAAGUUUAGAUGCCGAUACAAAUGAUACUGGGGCUAUUGAUCUAUACUUGGGCUUCAAAGGGGAGCAUGCUAGACAUGCAAAAGGAGUCCCCAAGGGGUUUUGA
Lodderomyces oxycetoniae is the source of this 2709-nucleotide messenger RNA. RefSeq lists its product as uncharacterized. Gene Ontology annotation, biological process: regulation of DNA-templated transcription; chromatin remodeling. The transcript has a single exon. The record is from RefSeq and is a predicted model, not a curated record. Lineage: Eukaryota; Fungi; Ascomycota; Pichiomycetes; Serinales; Debaryomycetaceae. Gene Ontology annotation, cellular component: nucleus. Bases 1 to 2709 code for a protein of 902 amino acids. Gene Ontology annotation, molecular function: ATP-dependent H2AZ histone chaperone activity.